This is a messenger RNA of Acanthopagrus latus (yellowfin seabream), 3693 nucleotides long. It is a transcript of the gene golim4a, whose product is annotated as golgi integral membrane protein 4a. The record is from RefSeq and is a predicted model, not a curated record. Bases 504 to 2612 code for a protein of 702 amino acids. Gene Ontology annotation, cellular component: Golgi membrane; Golgi apparatus. The transcript is spliced from 16 exons. NCBI's taxonomy places the organism in Eukaryota, Metazoa, Chordata, Actinopteri, Spariformes, Sparidae.
UCCUUCAGAGCAGCAGUUGGAUGGCAGGCAGCUGCUGGGCUGACACGUAACUAAAGUUAAAGGUGCUACGGAGGCCUCGUCGGAGACUUGAGGUUCUCACUUUUUGCCCCUUUUGGCGUCUCCGAAUUUGGCAGGAAAAGUCGAGGCGUGCACAGAGAGGGACUGGAGACCCCGGCAGGAGUCGUUGGACUCGGACCGAGCUGCGUUUUGAACGUCGCAGAGCGGUUUGACGUGAAGUCAGCCCGAAAAUCUGAGCGGCUACUUUGAAGUCGCAGCGGAGAGUCGCGAGUGGAUGUGGCUAUGCUAAAAUAAUGUCUACAUCGAGAAACAUUAGCGCAUAACUCGUAUUUUUGUGCUUGGAAAUGCUGGGGGACUGAGAGGAAGGCAGGAGGGGAGCGGAGGACCAGGAGGUGGAAAAAAAAAAAAAAAAGUUGAGACCGAAGUUUCCAGCAGCAGAGACGGGGUUUUCUCGUGCAGACAGCGGGGAGGGGUGCGGGUCCAACAUGGGAAACGGGGUGUGCUCCCGGAGGCAGCGACGGAUCUUCCAGUGUCUCCUGCUGGUCACCGUGGUCUGCGGGACGAUGUACGCCGGGAUGAUAUCGUACGAGAUGCACAAGCAGCUCAAGAGGACGGAGACGAUGGCACUGAAGUACCAGCAGCACCAGGAGGCACUUUCGGCUCAGCUCCAAGUGGUGUACGAGCAUCGCUCCAGGUUAGAGAAGUCCCUUCAGAAAGAGAGGUUAGAGCACAAAAAGACCAAAGAAGAUUAUCUGGUUUAUAAACUGGAAGCACAACAGUCACUCAACAAAGAGAAGCAAGAUGCCAGCAGCAGACUGAACUCUCUACAAGUGCAACAUCAGAUGCUGAAGAACCAGCACGACGACCUGAAGAAGCAGUAUUAUGAGCUGCAGGACCAGCACCAGGUUCAGGGCGAGGACCACAGCCGGCUGCUGGACGAACACAAAGGACGCUACGAGAAACUGCAGCAGGUCAAAGAGGUGGAAAUCGGUCAACUCAAAGAUAAUAUAUAUAACUUGAGGGAGGAAAAUAAACAGCUGAGAAAGGCUCACCAUGACAUCCACACGCAGCUACAGGAUGCACAGGUUCGCCAUCAGGACCUGAAGGCAGCGCACGACCAUCUCGCACUGACACUAGAAGACCACAAGAGUGCACUGGCUGCAGCUCAGAUGCAGGUGGAUGAAUACAAGCAGCUGAAGGACACCCUGCACAGUCAGAUUCAGAGACAGUCUGAACAAAACCAUGCCCCUCCGCAGCCACAAGCAGCUGCCGUAGCCCCCGUAUCCCACGUUCAUGAAGUCCAGAGGGACGAGCCACACAAAGAUGAGCCUGCCCAUGAGGAUCAUCACCAGCUACACCAGGACACUGAGUCCAGGUUGGACCAUCAAGGGGAGGAGGUGCACGGCCAGCCCCAGCACACCCUGUCAGACAAGGAGGACGAUGGUGAGGGAGAGGCCGAGAGGAGGAGGGAGCUGGCCGAGGAGGAGAUGGCUCAAGCAGGACAGCCUCAGAAGCUGGAGGAGGACCCGGACCAACAACAGGAUGAGCAGCAGGAGGAAGAGGAGGAGCAAGAACCGGAACAGGCAGACGAGAAUGCCCUGGAGCGACAGAGGCGCAAUCCACAGCCGGGUCCCCAUCUGGAGCUGCACCCAGAGGCCCAGCUGCAGCACGAGGCGCACGCCCAGGUGGAACGUGAGAAGUCAGCCUACGAGCAGCAGCAGGAGCAGCAGCGCCUGGAGGCCCAUCGGGCCGAGGAGCGUAGGCAGAUGCAGCUGCAUCAGGAGGCCCUGCAGGCCCAGAGAGAUAGGGUGCUGAAGGAGAGGGAGCAGAAACUGAAGGAGGAGCAGGAGCGAGAGCAGCAGCAGCACAAGGAGGCUGACAGACGGGAGAAGAUGCUGAAAGAUGAGCAUCAGAGGAAGAGAACCGAGUACGAGAAUAUGGACAAUGAUAUUGUUCAAGGAGACGAGGAUCAUCACAACGAUGACGAAGACGGUGAGACAGAGAGAGAUGUUCAUAUGUUACAAGAGGAGGAGGAGGAGAAACAAGAAGGGGAUCACAGAGUGCCGCCACAUCAGCAGGGUGUUGACGGUGAGCUGGACCCCGAGGACGACCCCAACAACCAGGGAGAGGACGAGUUUGAGGAGGCCGAAGAGGACCAACACCACCACAGGGUCCCGGAGGAGGAAGAGGAGGUGGUAGAAGAGGAAGAGGAGCCGGCAGCACCAGCCCAGCACAGAGACACACACCCACAACAGCCUGCCGUGGAGGAGGAACUGGUGAUGGCUGGAAACCCGGAUCAACAGGAAGACACGCUGGAUGACCAGUACCAGGAGGAAGUGGAGGAUGAGGCGCAGGAGGACAUAGCUGGUGGGCAGAAGAGAGAGGAGGAGGUGGAGGAGGAAGGAGAGGAUCCAUAUAACGAGGAGAACAUGGAACAGGAUGAAGUCAAAAACCAGGAGGGACCAAGAAAGGAUGGCGAUCAUAAAAAAGAGGCAGAUAAUAACGAGGAAGAGAAUUACGAAGAGGAGGAAGAGGAGGCGGAAGAUGAGACCGCUGGUCGAGACAAGGGAACCAAUCGGAGGGCGGAAAUGUAAGACAGACUUUGAAGACUUUUAGUGCCUUUUCAGUCGCCCCCCCAUGGAGCCAAUCAGGUCUUUCUUUCCCUCGAUUCCCAGAGGAAUAAAACCAGCCAUCCGUUCAGAAUUCCAAGUAAGAAAAUUGGGAUUUUAUGCCUAGAAGAUGGGAUGCUAUUCCAAACACUGUGGGAUGGAACUGAGCAGCUUACACUGUGGAAACGGACAGAAUUUGUUAGGUGGAAAUGGAAUAUAUACUGUAUUGUCUUUUAUUAUUUUAAUUUUCUGUCUGCUCGAACGUCUGCCUGAUUGCCUGAUGUGUCUUUUUUUUUUUUUUUUUUACCAGGCAGAGAAUGUAUUUUCAUCAUGUGUUGUCUUUGAGUACGUGUAAAGAAAGCAAAGAUAAAUUAUGUUAUUCUGAUGUCCUAAUGUUUCAGACCUUCAUAUAUAUGUUUUUAUGCAGUCGUAUUCUUCGUAGAGCUCAGAUUAUUUUAAUUUACCUCCUGUCAUUCCAAUCAAUCAAGUUGUUUUCUGUUAUUUAUUGUUGAUUGUGACAACUCUGACAAUCGUAAAAAGUUUGUGUCAUGAUGGCUUUUACCGAAGCUUUUAUUGAAGCUCACUUGCAGGAGUAUUUCCACAGGAUGUUUCCACAAAUGCCAGACGAAAGAGACAUUUCUGGUGAAGCCGCUCUGUGCUCAAAGUGUCACACUGACAUGUGCCUUUCCAUUCUUGGAAACCUCCUCUAGCUCUUAGUCAUUUUACAGUCAGAAAAGCAUUUCAAUAGGAAAGGAGAGAUGAGAGGCCAGUUGUUGCCGAACUUGUUGCGUAGUGCUUCAGCACAGCCUUAAAUCGGGGCUGCUUUAAUGUUGACUGCUGGUGUGAAUUAAAUUCACAAACUUAAUGCAAUUCAUUGCAAAAUCUGUAGUCUACUGUACAACGUGCAGUAAAAAUAAAUGCUGAUAAUUUGUACAUUUUUCCACCAGUUAUAUUUGAUACAAAACAGUGGGAUUUUGAUUGUAUUGAACCACAUUUGUCACAUGAGCGGUGUGUGUGUGUGUGUGUGUGUGUGUGUGGAAUAAAGAGGUCAAAGGAUUUCAGGUCA